AUGGGGCCAAAGAAGGUGCUCUCUCCUGAUGAAGGUGAGGAGAUAAGGCGAUCACUUGAAUUUUUAACAGCAGAGGUAUCAGCCAUUAAGCAGUACCAACAGACAAUUAUGCAGCUGGUGGAGGAGAUUACUCUCACUAACCUGAUAUCAGUGGAUGAGAGGCUCCUUUACAGACCUCACCCUGACAACCCUGAGAUCACCGUCCUGACUCAGGAGGCCAUCAUUACAGUGAAGGGAGUGAGCCUGAGCAGCUACUUGGAGGGGAUGAUGGCCAGGAGAAUGUCUGCUAAUGCCAGGAAGGUCCUGAGUAGUCCUGAGUUCAAUCCUGGGCUCAAGAUCUUUCUGUGUGGAGUUUGCAUGUUCUCCCCGUGACUGCGUGGGUCCCCUCCGGGUACUCCGGCUUCCUCCCACCUCCAAAGACAUGCACCUGGAGAUACUGUAAGUUGAUUGGCAACACUAAAUUGGCCCUAGUGUGUGAAUGUGAGUGUGAAUGUUGUCCGUCUAUCUGUGUUGGCCCUGCGAUGAGGUGGCGACUUGUCCAGGGUGUACCCCAAAAGGGACAAGCGGUAAAAAAUGGAUGGAUGGAACUUUAAAAAAGACCCCCAAUGUUUUGACACGAAUGCAUUGUUUUUGUCAGUAUAUAUCAUACACAUAAAAAUGUUUUACCAUCAAUGAUUAAUGGUAGUAAAGUACUUUCUUGCAUAAUAUAGUUUAAUCAAAUUUAAAAAAAGACCCCCAACAUUUCAUUGUCAGAAUGUCAGAUAAGGCUAGUCAAAAUAAAUGAGGUGAUAUUCUACAUUGAUACAUGAUUAAUGUGAUAUGUUUAGUUCAUUAACCGCUUGAGUAAAAGCGUAAAAUUGGACAACCCUAAUUCUUACAUUGUGGAUUUUUUUGUCAUGUUAAACUAUAAACAUUCUCUAUAAGAGUGUGUUCAAUUGUAUUUCAGUCAAUCAAUCAAAGUGUGUUUAUAUAGCCCUUAAUCACAAGUGUCUCAAAGGGCUGCACAAGCCACAACGACAUCCUCGGCUCACAUCCCACAUCAGGGCAAGAAAGAACUCAACCCAAUGGGAUACAAUGAGAAACCUUGGAGGGGACCGCAGAUGUGGGGACCCCCCCUGGGUGACCGGUGCAAUGGACGUCGAGUGGAUCUAGUUAAUAGUGUAAGAGUCCAGUCCAUAGUGGGGCCAGCAGGGGAUCAUCUUGAGUGGAGACAGGUCAGCAGAGACGUCCCCAACUGAUGCACAGAUGAGUGGUCCACCCCGGGUCCUGACUUUAAAUUACUUCUUAUGAGGAAAAAAAAUAAAUCUUUUUUUUGUACAAUUCGGUCUUUUUCAGACCUUUUGG
Entelurus aequoreus (snake pipefish) is the source of this 1344-nucleotide messenger RNA. RefSeq names its product PRELI domain containing protein 3A-like. The transcript has 4 exons. The coding region runs from base 1 to 372 and encodes 123 amino acids. The record is from RefSeq and is a predicted model, not a curated record. Gene Ontology annotation, molecular function: phosphatidic acid transfer activity. Gene Ontology annotation, cellular component: mitochondrial intermembrane space. Gene Ontology annotation, biological process: phospholipid transport. Lineage: Eukaryota; Metazoa; Chordata; Actinopteri; Syngnathiformes; Syngnathidae.